Molecule: messenger RNA, 2343 nt
Organism: Xenopus laevis (African clawed frog)
Lineage: Eukaryota; Metazoa; Chordata; Amphibia; Anura; Pipidae
Gene: m6pr.S
Product: mannose-6-phosphate receptor (cation dependent) S homeolog
Exons: 7
Coding region: 331-1146 (271 amino acids)
Biological process (GO): protein targeting to lysosome
Cellular component (GO): endosome; trans-Golgi network; Golgi apparatus
Molecular function (GO): protein domain specific binding
Source: RefSeq, a predicted model, not a curated record
AGUCUCGCGAGAGGAGACUCGUGACAUCGGGAUUAGCUGUCCGGAAGGAGCCGAGGAUGGUUCCUCAUUCCUCAGGUGGACAGCGGUGUGUUCCAGUGUAAAGGAGCGGCGACUUCAGGAAUCUGUGACUAGCCUUAAGCAACGUUUCAUGUCAUUACUAUGCUAGAGCCGGUUUGGGGGGGGGACACGAAAGUUCAAGUCAUUGGGGUAAGCGAGCGCCCAGCUGUAGAUUGUUCCCCUCAUUCCCACCUAUGAAGGUCGCCGCCCCCCGGAAGUGAAGCUGUUUUGAAGACAAAGUGACUGGAAAGGAAAUCCAAAGCCACUUACAGGAUGGGCGCCCCCCUGUGGUUUGUCUCUAUUGCUGCUCUUUUAGCUUUUUCUGCUGCUGAUGUGCUUGACGACUGCCAACUGGUGGGUGGAGAUAAGAAGUCCGCUGGUGAACAAGCCGUCUUGGCCAAACUCGCUCCUCUUAAAGGCAAAAGGUUUGAAGCCAAAACUAAAGAAGGCUCAGACGAUUACAAAUAUUCCUUUGUAGUAUGUGGCCGACUGAGCAACGACAGCAAAAGCACCAAUGAGGGUCUGGUGCAAUCUAAAGAAGGGUCCACAGAUACCUCCGUGAUUGGCCGCAUCAACGACACCCACAUCAUAAGCGGAACCGACUGGAUCCUGUUGAUCUAUGGAAGUGGAGACAAGUACGACACUCACUGCAAUAGCGAAGCGAGGAAAGCCAUGGUCAUGAUCUCGUGCAGCAAGAAGACACUUGGGGGUGACUUCACAGUUGUUCAAGAAGAGAGGAACAAAUCCAGAGAAUGUUUCUACCUGUUUGAAAUGGACAGUAGCCUUGCCUGCCCUCCUGAAGAGUCGCAUCUCAGCGUCGGCUCCAUCCUCCUCAUUGUGUUUGCUGUUCUGGUUGCCGUUUACAUCGUUGGUGGGUUCCUUUACCAGCGCUUUGUGGUCGGGGCCAAAGGGAUGGAGCAGUUUCCCAAUAUCACCUUUUGGCAAGAGCUCGGCAAUCUGAUGGCCGAUGGCUGUGACUUUGUGUGCCGCUCGCGGCCUCGAACUUCUGAUACGGCAUAUCGAGGGGUGGGGGAUGAUCAGCUAGCGGAGGAGCCAGAAGAAAGAGAUGAUCACCUGUUACCUAUGUGACGAGAAGGAAUGGUGUCACCUGGAUAGAAUGAGAUUUGGGAGAAGCCCAGCCCUGUGGCCCCUGAUCCUAUGUUUUCUCCCUUCUGCUUUGUGCCUCCUUACCUAAUGCUUCUCUAAAGAGCUGGGGCCGGACCUUUAUUUUUGGUGUUACUGCUGUCAUGGCUACGAUCCUGUACUGGGUACUUGUGCCUGGAGCCAACACAGCGUAGCACUUGCUGUGCAAUCCAGGGCUUCUGUACAGGGGAAUGAAAGAAAGGUACUGUAUAAGACCCCAGCCUGAGCUAGAGUCCUGCGCGGAACCAAUUUGUUAAACCCGACCCAGACCCGCAUACUUACCCGCUUGCGACUGCAAGUACCUUGUCCGCGACCCGCUGACCAUCAAGAAACAGGAAUUGCUGUCGUAAACCGGAAGCGACAUCAUUAGAAGUUGGUGUGAUUAAAAAAAAAAAAAGAGUAAAACAGGAAGUGCUGUCGUUGUAAACCAGAAGUGACAUCAUUGGAAGUACGAGUAAAACUCGCUAUUGAGAAGACCCGCAAACCCUGAGAACCGCGGACCCGCGUCUAUACCCGCUCCCGAAACUUCUACCUGCAACUCUCAGGUAUUUACGGGUACCCGACCCGCUGCAGGACUCUAGCCUGAGCUUUAAGAUGAUCUGGUACCGCAGGGAUAGUGAUGUAAUCAGCCCCGGGGGCAGUACUUUGGGCUGCACAAGAUGAUUCGCUAAUUCGCUGACCAUGUUACCGCUGCAGAAGAUACCAAAAGAUGCCUAGAAAAAGGUGAUUUUUUUUGUAAAUAUCUUUAUCUUGUACAGGAACAGAGAAGAGAAGCACUGUUGUUUUGAUUCAUUAUAGGCCUUUAGCCUGGUCCUGCCAGUCCAGGGAUGUGAGAUAUAGAACCCACCCCAAGAUAAUGCCAAAGGUAUUAAUACUAAUGGGACAACUACUGAUUUAUUUAAUAAGCAGCAACGUAUAUACCACUGCCAUGAGCACUGUAUCCAUCCAUUAAAGGUCACACACUUAGUACUUCACGCUCGCUUUUCCACACUUGUCCCCACCCCCUUUUUUUUUUUUUUAUUUGUCUGUCACCUUAAGGUCACUGCUUUUUCUGUUGGGUGUUUAUAAUGUUCUGUGAAUUUUGGGGGUUUUCUGAGAUUUGUUUUGUAUGAAAUCGGUCCUAAAAUAAACGGUCCCACAGUA